AUGAUGGCAAAACCUUGGAACGAGCACCGGGGGACUAUCACCAAGUUGUACAUCGAAGAAGGGAGGACACUCGAAGACACACGCAAUAUCAUGAGGGAUCAAUACAACUUUCAUGCAUCAAUCCGUUCCUAUCGGCAGCACUUUGACAUAUGGCAAAUUGGCAAGUACAACUGCAAAAAACGCGACAGCCGUCGUCAAUCCCUCAGCAAGAAUCUCCCACUCUCACCACCAUACUCUCCUUCAGACGUGGCAGGAGAUGGAGAGCGCAGCUCGCCAGCAUCGUCCUCUAGCUCGAUGAGCCGACGCUCCUCGGAACAGAAGCCACUGCCUGUUUUGAAGCAGCCUCAAGCGUACACGGCCUACUUCUAUGACCAUGUUCGAGCUCAGGACGACUCGCAGGUCAAAAUGGAGAGCAAUGGUCGGCAGCCGCUUUAUAAGAGCUUGGUAACCGACUCGUUCCGCAACUCGACUGUCGCUGAUGGAAUGUUGCCGUCGUGCGUUUUCCCCCCUCCAAGUCCUCCAAUUCAUUGUGUUAACUGGAGCUUGCAGAGCUGUACCUGUCCAGACUUAUCCUGA
This is a messenger RNA of Fusarium poae, 576 nucleotides long. RefSeq lists its product as uncharacterized. Bases 1 to 576 code for a protein of 191 amino acids. Lineage: Eukaryota; Fungi; Ascomycota; Sordariomycetes; Hypocreales; Nectriaceae. The record is from RefSeq and is a predicted model, not a curated record. The transcript is spliced from 2 exons.